AUGGCGUCGGAGUGCUCCUUGGCCCAUGGCGUCUCCCUCCCCGCGCACCGGCCGCCCCUCGCCUUCUUCACCUCCUGCAGGCUGCGGCACGGCACCGUGUGCACGAGGGCGAACCAUAGAGUCGUGGCGGCGGCGAGGCCGGCGGGCGCAGUCAGGAGGAUGCUUGGCUCAGCCAGGGCACGAUACGGCGGCGCCGGGGUAGCGGCGUUGCGGUCGGAGCGGUCGGAGGAGGUGGACGCGGUCCCGCCGUCGGUGCCGGUGCGCGUCGCCUACGAGCUGCAGCUGGCAGGACACCGCUACCUCGACGUCAGAACGGAGGAUGAGUUCGGUGGUGGGCAUCCGGCAGGAGCGGUGAACAUCCCCUACAUGCAUAGCACCGGCUCAGGAAUGGCCAAGAACUCACACUUUCUCGAGCAAGUGUCGGCGAUCUUCGGCAGGGACGAUGAGAUCAUCAUCGGAUGCCAAAGUGGCAAGAGGUCACUCAUGGCAGCAGCCGAACUCUGCUCCGCUGGCUUCACUGCCGUGACCGACAUCGCCGGAGGGUUCUCGACUUGGAGGGAGAACGGACUGCCGGUCAAUGGACGGUGGCAACGCAGUCAACAUCAUAAUUUGUCUUAG
Triticum turgidum subsp. durum (durum wheat) is the source of this 618-nucleotide messenger RNA. The record is from the annotation of a GenBank genome assembly. Lineage: Eukaryota; Viridiplantae; Streptophyta; Magnoliopsida; Poales; Poaceae.